AUGAAAGAAAAAGGUAAAAUAGCAACCAAAACAGUCCAAAGACCUUUAAAAGUAGAGUGUUUUUAUACUCCUCCUUUGGGAAAUAAAUGCGGUAAAAUCUUUGAAGUUAAGUAUAAUCGCUCUUGUGCAAUAGCCUUAAACACAAAAGAAAAAUACUCCCUUGUGAUGGGAACGGCUGUGAAACUGCCUGCUGUUAUGGUUGCCAAUAUUUCAAAAAAUAAAUACGAUAACGCCCUUCUAAAAGACCAGCAAGAAGAACAAGAGUUAACUAAUUUGAAAAAUGAAAAAGACCAAUUUCAGAACUCAGUCAAAAAUUAUGAACAAGGAUUAAAAGUGGUUAUCGGCAAUGAUUUAACCAGUAGCAGUGAUAAGGAUAUUUCUGAUUUGCAACAAAAAAAUGCUGAUUUAACCAAAGACAAAGAGGAGGCAGAAAAUCAACUAAAAGAGAAACAACAACAAAUUCUAGACCAUAAAUGUGAUACUCCUAACAAUAACGAAUUGAACCAAUUAAAAGAUGAUUUAAAAAAAGCCAACCAAGAAAAAGAUAGGUUACAAACUGAAUUGCAAACUAAAUUGAAUAAGAAAGAUCAAAAUAUUCCAAUUCCUCAACAAAAGGGGGAAGAGGAUAAGAAAGAAGAACAAGAAAAUCAGAAAUUAACAGUGGAAGAAUUAAGAGAAAAAUUAACUUCUAAACAACGAGAAAUAAGAGAUUUGCAAGAACAAUUGUCAAAAAUGAAUAAUUCCCAGUCUAACCAAGAUAACAAACAAAACCCAAAAUUCUUAUUAGGAAUGAUGACCAGUUUCUUGCCUGAUAUUACUAAAAAAAAUCAAAUUGGUGAAAUUAUUAGUGUGUUUGAAAAAAAGGGGUUAAGAAUAGCCGGAAUGAAAAUGAUUCGUUUAACUCCUCAAUUGGCUAAAAAUUUUUACCAAGAACAUAGCGAGAGAUCAUUUUUUAAAGGAAUGACUGAAUUCAUGUGUAGUUCGCCAGUAGUGGUAAUUUGUUUGGAAGGAGAAAAUGCCAUUAAACUUAACCGGGAAAUUAUGGGUGCCACUAAUCCCCUGGAAGCCAAGACCUCUCCCAAGAAUGCUACCUCACUAGAAAAGAGCAAAUAUUUUUUGCGUAAAAAAGUGUUAGUUUAUAAACAAGAGAAUAAUUUACCGGUGGAAAAGUUAGCCAAACAAAUUAACUUAACUGUUCCCGAAGUAGAAGAUAUUUUAUUUGCUCGUAUAGAUAAAUUUACCCUGGAUAGAUUAGUUAUUUACAUUGAUAAUCUCUUCCCUUUUUACUUAACAGUUCAUGAAAAGAGUCUUUCAUCUCUCCUCGUAAAACUUCGAGUGGUAGAAUGA
Molecule: messenger RNA, 1347 nt
Organism: Funneliformis geosporum
Lineage: Eukaryota; Fungi; Glomeromycota; Glomeromycetes; Glomerales; Glomeraceae
Source: the annotation of a GenBank genome assembly